GGCUUCCGUCGGUUGACGUUUGCCCAAGCAAAAUGGCGGCCGUAAUCCUACGCACGGCGCCUAAGUGGCUGGCAAGCGUUAAAGUAUCGCCACAAACACUCAGGACAAGCCGACAGUUUCAUCUUUCCGUCAGGAGUUUAUCGGGGCUACAAGACAGCUGGUUCAAGUCUCUGUUUGUGAGAAAGGUGGACCCGCGCAAGGACGCUCACUCACACCUGCUAGCUAAGAAGGAAGAAGACAACCUGUACAAAAUCCAGUUUCACAAUGUCAAGCCAGAGUGCCUGGACGACUACAACCAACUUUGUGAGAGUGUGUUGCCUUCCAUUCAUGCUGAUCCGGAAUACCCGUGCGAGCUGCUUGGAACAUGGAACACGUGGUACGGAGAACAAGACCAGGCAGUGCACUUAUGGCGAUAUCGAGGAGGUUACCCAGCUCUGACUGAAGUUAUGAACAAACUAAAGCAGAAUAAGAUGUUUUCCGAGUAUCGGCGGGAGCGCGGCAAGAUGUUGUUGUCUCGCAGGAAUCAGCUGCUGCUGGAAUUUAGCUUCUGGAAUGAACCCAAGCCCCGCGAAGGGCCCAACAUCUAUGAACUGCGGUCAUACCAGCUCAGGCCCGGCACCAUGAUCGAGUGGGGCAACUACUGGGCGCGCGCCAUUGAGAUCCGCCAGCAAAACCAGGAAGCCGUGGGUGGCUUUUUCUCCCAGAUCGGAAGUUUGUAUCAAGUUCACCACUUAUGGGCCUACAAAGAUCUUCAGUCCAGGGAAAACAUUCGAAAUGCAGCCUGGCAGAGAGAAGGCUGGGACGAGGUUGUUUACUAUACAGUGCCACUCAUUCAGCACAUGGAAUCUCGAGUCAUGAUUCCUUUGAAGAGUUCGUCCUUAAAGUAAGCCACGCCCCUCCCGUGGUGGCCGACGGGAGGAUGUUGUGCUUGAAUUUGCUUCGAGUGCGCUUACGACAUGUCAGCAUCAUCGUCAUCACGGAGGAAGACCCUCUCGUCUUCCCGAGAAGUGUUUACUGAUUCACCUUGAUUGGUUUUUGCAAUGAACAUACAAAAGCAGCAGAGAAAUAGGUUACAAGUCCCGGUUUGGUUUCCGUGGGGAUGUGUUUAGUUUUUCUGAAGAACAUGUUGAAGCUUCCAGAAAAGUAGAAUUUGGUCUUUACUGAAGGUGAUUUGAGCAUGUUGGUUUGUUAGUCUUAGUGACUUCAAUGACUAGGCUGCUAAUCGCGUGGUGGCGGGGCUGUCAGCACUUCCUGUGUGGAGGAUCAUGUCACUGUGUACAAAAUCUUGUGGAAUAAUCUGCCUGAAUGAUAUAGUUGUACAUAAUGAAAUUAAAAUUCUAAUGAACACAUCUGUUGUAUUA
Corythoichthys intestinalis (scribbled pipefish) is the source of this 1361-nucleotide messenger RNA. RefSeq names its product protein NipSnap homolog 2-like. Lineage: Eukaryota; Metazoa; Chordata; Actinopteri; Syngnathiformes; Syngnathidae. The record is from RefSeq and is a predicted model, not a curated record. Gene Ontology annotation, cellular component: mitochondrion. The transcript is spliced from 10 exons. The coding region runs from base 33 to 887 and encodes 284 amino acids.